Messenger RNA from Trichophyton rubrum CBS 118892, 2210 nucleotides. RefSeq lists its product as uncharacterized. NCBI's taxonomy places the organism in Eukaryota, Fungi, Ascomycota, Eurotiomycetes, Onygenales, Arthrodermataceae. The transcript is spliced from 3 exons. The record is from RefSeq and is a predicted model, not a curated record. Bases 993 to 1484 code for a protein of 163 amino acids.
UUUUUUCCUGGACUCAUUUAAGGUUUGAUAUCUCUCGGAGUCAAAGUCGGAAUGAACUGGGUAUUCCGAUAUCCUUAGUCAGCAACAGCUUUAACUCCGUUCUUGGUCAACAAAGCGACUUCUCGAAAACGUUCGCGCUUUCGUACUGGUUGAUAAAUUAAAAUAACAUCAACCAUCGCAGAGACAAGGAUACGAGGAGGAACCAACUCAAUUGAGUCAUUGGUCGUUGUUUGGUCGUUCUGGGCCGCCGCCGACAGCGAGCAACCGAACCCAGACUCCGAUAGAGCUAACACUGCGGCUUCCCGAUACCCAUGUUGGAGGCUCGUUCAGGCAGAAAUCUCCCCGUCAGGUUGCGUCAGGUUGAGGAAAACAAACUGUUAAUAUCGUCUGGUGACUCACUCAUCCUGGGUCUAGAUGGAGGUGACUGCUUAUUUCUGAUGCAGGCCGCCUGGGAAUCUUACCUCAGGCUCGUAGUUCCUACCUGUACCAUGUACAGACACGACUACAAGCAACGCCGAUCUCCUUAGGCACCAGCAUUCCACCGUCACUGGUCGAACUGGCUGACAUGAUUUGAUCCUCCUGGAAACCAUCAUAUUCUGCUGGUUUGCAUACGAAACGGCUGCGUACCCAAGGUUAAGCUACUGGUUAGGAGUACGCCCUUCCAUAGGGUACCAUCAGAUUCUUGAUAUAUAUUAAGAUCUAGAUCUAGGAGUACAAUAUCCCUCUAGCACAUCAGUAUUCCAAGCAUACAGGCAGAAAUGAUGGCGACAGUCGAAACCGCCCCCGGACCAACUUGCAUUCCACCAUUAGGAACCAUUCCGUCCUGGCUUGAUCCUGGUUCCGAGCCACCGCUUCCUGACGUAGGAGCACUGCCUGUACCAGCUUGACCAGCAGUAGUGGUGACCGUGGCUGUCGUCGGUGAAGGGGACAGGCUCCGCUCUCACAACACUUCUCUGUUUCGCGGCUAUAACAGCUCUUCGAGGCAAGACAGCAUGAUUCCCCUUUACUACAGGCCCAGGAAUCGUCACCGUCCGUGCAGCAGAUCGAGAACAACGGGUCGUAGCAUUUACCCUCUCCACAGGACCGUUUGUAAUCGGGACAACAUCCUCCGUCCUUAUGGCAUGUGCUCGACUUGGGACAGCUUCCUCCGUCAUCGCAGCAGACUUCCUUGUCCGGGUUAUAGCAGUGUUUCUGGCCACAGGGGAUCUCGCCGGACGGACAGCAGCCUGAUGGUUCAACGCAGUCAUAUCCCUUAUCACAGCUCGUUCCGCGAGACUCACAGCAUGUCUCAGUCGAUGGAUCAUAGCAGCCUUUGGCUCCACAACUUGUGUCUGGCUUGUUGCAGCAGCCAGUCGGCGUGCAGUUUUGGCUCGUUCUGCAGCACCCUUCGCCAGUCGGGCAUUCGUCUAGAGGAGAGUUCCAUAUUAGCAUUCAGUCUAAGUUACCGGCCUGAGUCAUAUUUAUGCUUCAGCUACUCAUUAUAAAUAAAUAGAGACCAAAACCAGAGUUCAUCAACAUACAGGAACCUGCCGGACAAGAUCUCGCAAACAGCAGUUUCGCUUCCGAAAAGCCUUCAAAGCCAGUCAGAGUCCCGUUUGCAGCACGCUGUGGUCGGAAUUCUCCCGUCAACCGGGACGUCGGCUUCACUGCAGCGAGUGGCUGGUCCUCACGCCUCGGAGUGCUCGCAAACACACCGCUAGAGACAACUAGGCCAAAAAGAAAGUAUUUCAUCGUCAUGAUUGACUCACUUUCUGAGUUGGGAAUCCGGGUUUUUGGGUAUCAGGUAUUUGUUUGUGCGGUUUUAUCCUCUCCGUCGGCCACAUCUUGCUCUUGUUCAAGAGGACUACGCGGGUGAGAUUCUCUUGGUAUAGGGUCUCUGCCCCAUCACGCUUACCAGGGAAUACGAGAAUCCCGUAUUCAUCGGCAGGCAUAAAGGCCGACCCGAGGCACCAUUUAUAACUAAGCAGUGUCCUCAGAGCCUUAUAUUAUGACUGUUGAUAUGCAAGGUGACGCAUGGCAAUAGAAAGAUACACUGUUUUAACCCUUAACACCAGUGUGACUAAUUUAUGCAUAAUCACCAUAUAUCGUAUGCCAUUAAACAGUGAGAGUACCACGCCUCUCGGUCCAGUACGUCGGGCAACAGUUAUUUGGAUAAGUAUCAAAAAAGUGCACACUAGGUGUCUAUAUAUAAAAAGAAAACAACAAUCUAC